UUGACGAAGGUGCCGCGAGCAGGUGCCGCCAAAGGCCAAGAAUGCGCGAGAGGAAGCGAAGAUUCAAAAGUGGAGGGAGAGCGCGGGGAUUAUGGCAGGCUCUGUCCGUGGGUUGAAAAGGAGCCGGGGCCGUAACGAGGCAGAAGGUGUCGCACGAUUUCCUCGCUCUCGAUCGCACGCACAUUCGAUCUGCUGUGCGUGAUUCGUCCGACAGGUGCUCGCUCGCUCGCUCGCCCACAAACCUGCGGCCGCCUUACGACGACGACGACUUACUGAAGAAAGAUUUGAUCAGAUGUGGAGCGAGAGGCGGCAUUCAGGCUGGGCUUGGAAAAUCAGCUUGUUGAGGGAGACGCGACUCCGUGCUGAAAGCAGCGCGACGCUUGGCGAAAAGUAGCAUCAAAGGAGGCGUCCAUUCUGCGCUUCUAGCUUCCGCUGAGCUUGUCGGCUCAUGGAACCUUUGGCCGUUGUAUGCUGAUCGGAAUUCUUUCCAACUUGGACGUGUCCUUAUGGAUGGACACGCCCACCGGCCGGGUCAUGUCGUUGUUGUCUGAGACGAGUGUUUGACGAUGUCCUGCCCUCGAGACCGCUUGUCCUCACGAAAAUCUCUGCUGUCUCUUUAUGGGUCCAUGACUUUGAACUUGUGCUCUGAAUCUCGGUGGCAUUCUUGCGUUUUAAAUUCGUGGUUUCUCUGAGCAGAAGAGCAGCAAAACAGGGACCUCCGAGUCGCUUUCCGCCUUAAAUGUUUAAUUUGAAUUGGAAUCUUUGGAGAUUCUCAUCAGCUUAGUGUGCCUAGAGACCAGCGAUGCUCCCUGUUUGGCGAUUUCAAGACAUUUCUUCCUCUUGAAAUGCUAUGCGCAAUAGAAAUCUCCCGCCCGUCGGACGACAGAGUGAUUCCUUUUCUUGCGAUUUUCAAAGGCGGAUUCUUCCGCUGUGAGAAGUAUACCUGUUUCGGCUGAGCUUUCUUCGGUCCUUGCGAUGUUAUAGUUGGCAGGGUUCUUGGAAGAGAAUCUGAAUUCCAGGACAUUCACAGUCCAUAAGUAGGCCGUGAGCCGAUUUCAAAAACAUUUGAGAUUAUAAGGUCGCCUUUUCCGAGGGGACCAUGGACUACGCCACAGAAGGUAUGGAAGUGCUACCAGACGCCAUUCAAGGACACAUUUUGGGGUUUGUGAGAAGCGCGAGAGAUGUCGCAUCAUGUUCCUGUGUUUCGAAGAAAUGGAGAGAGGCGAUGACGCAGGUUCGGAGUCUCUAUUUUGCUCGGAACGUCGGUGACGAGCAGGGCAUAUUGCCGGAUUUGAUCGUUACUCGAAUGGUGUUGAGUAUGACUGGUCUGCAGGAGCUGAUUGUGUACUGCCCUUUUUCGAAUGUGAGUCUGCUCGCUUGGCUGAAGCAUACCAAAGGAACAUUGAAGAUUCUCGAGCUUCGCGUUGAUGAUUUGGGUGAAAAAAGGAUGGGAAACAGUAGCAUGAGUAAAUUGGACUGUGUUGCCUUAUCUACACAGUUACACACUCUGCGGCUGUGGGGAGUACUCUUAACCCAUGCUCCAGCGGAGUGGCGGUGCUUCCAUAAUCUUCAUACACUAGAAAUAGUUGGAGCACGAUUACGUGAUUCGGCACUGUGUGGUAUACUUCAUGCCUGCCCCUACUUGACAAACUUCACCUUGCUCGGAUGCGAAGGGAUAAGAGUCGCCUGCAUAGAGCUAGAGCGGUUGACGAAUUGUAGAUUGGACUUGUACGGAGCAGGUGAUUGUAUUAUAUCAAUAAUUGCUCCCAAGCUCCAGACUUUCGAAGUUCAAGGAGCAUCAUGGCUACGUAUAAAGGGCAAUCACCGUCUGAAUCACCUUUGCGUUGCAAACAACUCAGGCAAAGUGAAGAAAUUGGACGUGGGAAGGCUCCCAGAGUUGCAGUCACUCUCGCUCCGAGGAGUUCAUUGGCACUGGGAAGCUAUUCAUACUGUGCUACAGUCUGCAACUGAGCUCAGGGAGCUGUCUAUGAGAGUAGAAUUUUGCGGCGAUGCUGAUAAGUUGGAGCCCUUUCCGGAGAUAGACUUUGUAGACUUCUUCAAAAGUCACCCUAAACUUCGGAGUUUCGAAGCUCAAGGAGCAAUGUUCGCUGCGGUCGCCAAUAGGAACAGUCUCAAGCAGUUAUCACCUGCAUGUGUAAUUCCAUGUUUGGAGGAGGCAUGGGUGACGAUAAGGUCGCCGCUCAAUGCAGAUUACAAACUUGCAUCCUUAGAGGCCCUGGUGAGAUGCAGUCCACGACUACGGCGCCUGCAUAUUAGACUGUCACAAAUGAAGAACUGUGAACCUGUGGCGGAUGAGUUCUUUUUCAGAGUUCUGGGGCUAAAGUUUAGGUAUGAGUUCAUUAAGAUCGAGUAGAAUGGUUCCUCAGCAAGGAUAUUCGAAGUGUACAAGAGACCCUCUAACCUGGUGUUCCAGUUAUGACUUGUGUCAAGGCUCAAUACUAGCCAUCAGGAAUUCCAGCAGCGUGAUGUCACUCUGCGAAUCACCAACAGAAUCUUUAGUUUUGCGCAUGGAUGAGCUAUUUUGGGUUCUCACGUCACUCUAUAGCAUGCUGAAAUACCAUGUAAAACGGCAGUGGUAUGACUGUACAUACAAUUCUUUCAGCAAUUAAAGCGAGACCAUGAUUUUGUCGCUCC
Molecule: messenger RNA, 2655 nt
Organism: Marchantia polymorpha subsp. ruderalis
Lineage: Eukaryota; Viridiplantae; Streptophyta; Marchantiopsida; Marchantiales; Marchantiaceae
Source: the annotation of a GenBank genome assembly